AUGCGUCCGGAAGUUGAACAAGAGCUCGCCCACACUUUGUUGGUGGAGCUACUUGCCUACCAGUUCGCCUCUCCCGUUCGAUGGAUCGAAACCCAGGAUGUGAUCCUCGCCGAACAGCGCACCGAGCGCAUUGUUGAAAUCGGUCCUGCAGAUACUCUUGGAGGAAUGGCACGACGGACACUAGCCUCCAAGUAUGAGGCUUAUGAUGCCGCUACUUCAGUUCAGCGCCAGAUUCUCUGCUAUAAUAAGGACGCCAAGGAAAUCUACUACGAUGUUGACCCCGUGGAGGACGAGCCCGAGCCCACCCCGGAGGUCACUUCCUCCCCUGCAUCAGCACCGGCUGCUGCCCCUGCAGCUGGAGCCCCUCCCCCCCACCUCCGAGUGCAGGCCCCGCUGCCGCAGUGGAAGAUGCUCCCGUCACAGCAGUCGAUAUACUGCUUAAAGAAAGGCCUCGCAGAUGUGCCAUUGUCAAAAGCCAUUAAGGAUCUUGUUGGAGGCAAGUCCACAUUACAGAAUGAAAUCCUUGGUGAUCUGGGUAAGGAGUUCGGCUCCACGCCAGAGAAACCCGAGGAUGUCCCGCUUGACGAGCUUGGUGCCUCCAUGCAGGCCACUUUCAACGGCCAAUUGGGAAAGCAGUCCUCUUCCCUCAUCGCCAGAAUGGUCUCUUCUAAGAUGCCUGGUGGCUUCAACAUCACCUCUGUUAGAAAAUAUUUGGAAACUCGGUGGGGUUUGGGAUCUGGCCGCCAGGACGGUGUGCUCCUCCUUGCCCUCACUAUGGAACCGGCUGCCCGUCUGGGAGCGGAAGCCGAUGCCAAGGUUUACCUUGACGACGUUGCCAACAAGUAUGCUGCCAGCGCCGGAGUCAACCUUUCGGCUCCCGUUGCUGGUGGUGAUAGCGGCGGUGGCGGCGGUGGUAUGGUGAUGGACCCUGCUGCCAUCGAUGCCCUGACCAAGGAUCAACGCGCUCUGUUCAAGCAGCAGCUCGAGAUUAUUGCCCGCUACCUCAAGAUGGAUCUUCGUGGUGGCGAGAAGGCCUAUGUCACCUCCCAGGAGACUCAAAAGGCGCUGCAGGCUCAGCUGGACUUAUGGCAGGUAGAGCACGGUGACUUCUACGCCUCGGGCAUUGAGCCCUCAUUCGACCAGCUGAAGGCCCGUGUUUACGACUCCUCGUGGAACUGGGCUCGUCAAGAUGCCUUGAGCAUGUACUACGAUAUUAUCUUUGGCCGCCUCCAGGUUGUGGACCGCGAAAUUGUCAGCCAGUGUAUCCGCAUCAUGAACCGCUCCAACCCCCUCCUUCUCGAUUUCAUGCAGUACCACAUCGACAACUGCCCCGCUGACCGUGGCGAGACCUACCAGCUGGCUAAGGAACUCGGCCAGCAGCUCAUUGAGAACUGCCGUGAAGUUCUCGAAGUUGCCCCUGUUUACAAAGACGUUGCUGUCCCCACUGGUCCUCAAACCACCAUUGAUGCCCGUGGCAACAUUAGCUACAAGGAGACUCCUCGGACCAGCGCCCGCAAGCUCGAGCACUACGUCAAGCACAUGGCCGAUGGAGGCCCUAUUUCCGAGUACAGCAACCGAACCAAGGUCCAGAACGACCUCAAGAAUGUGUACAAGCUUAUCCGCAAGCAGCAUCGCCUCUCCAAAUCGUCGCAGAUCCAGUUUGAUACUUUGUACAAGGAUGUUGUGCACGCCCUUGGCAUGAAUGAGAGCCAGAUUUUACCCCAGGAGAACGGCCACGCCAAGAAGGGUGGCCGUAACGGCCCCAAGCACACUCCCGCUCGCCCCGGCAAGGUUGAGACUAUUCCCUUCCUUCACUUGAAGAAGAAGACCGACCACGGCUGGGACUACAACAAGAAGCUCACUGGCAUCUAUUUGAAUGUAAUGGAGUCCGCCGCCAAGAACGGUCUCAGCUUCCAGGGCAAGAACGUUCUCAUGACUGGCGCAGGUGCCGGCUCCAUUGGUGCCGAGGUCUUGCAGGGCCUGAUCAGUGGUGGUGCCAAGGUAAUUGUCACUACCAGUCGCUUCUCGCGUGAGGUCACCGAAUACUACCAGGCCAUGUACGCCCGCUACGGUGCUCGUGGCUCCCAGCUGGUUGUCGUGCCCUUCAACCAGGGUAGCAAGCAGGAUGUUGAGGCUUUGAUUGAAUACAUCUACGACGCCAAGAAGGGUCUUGGCUGGGAUCUAGACUUUGUCGUUCCUUUUGCCGCCAUUCCCGAGAACGGCCGGGAGAUCGACUCUAUUGACUCCAAGUCGGAACUGGCUCACCGUAUCAUGCUGACCAACCUGCUCCGUCUUCUGGGUUCUAUCAAGACCCACAAGCAGGCCCAUGGCUUCGAGACCCGCCCCGCUCAGGUCAUCCUGCCCUUGUCCCCUAACCACGGUACUUUCGGUAAUGACGGCUUGUACUCCGAGUCCAAGCUUGCUCUGGAGACUCUCUUCAACCGCUGGUACUCCGAGAAUUGGAGCCACUACCUCACUAUCUGUGGUGCCGUCAUUGGCUGGACCCGUGGCACUGGUCUCAUGGGUGGCAAUAACAUGGUUGCCGAAGGUGUCGAGAAGCUGGGUGUCCGCACCUUCUCCCAGCAGGAGAUGGCUUUCAACCUUCUUGGUCUGAUGUCUCCUGCCAUUGUCAACCUUUGUCAGCUCGAUCCCGUCUUCGCCGAUCUCAACGGUGGUCUUCAAUUCAUCCCCGAUCUCAAGGGCUUGAUGACCAAGCUUCGCACCGACAUCAUGGAAACCAGCGAUGUCCGCCAGGCUGUCAUCAAGGAGACUGCCAUCGAGCACAAGGUUGUCAACGGCGAGGACAGCGGUGUGUUGUACAAGAAGGUCGUCGCAGAGCCCCGUGCCAACAUUAAGUUCGAGUUCCCCAACCUACCUGACUGGGAGAAGGAAGUCAAGCCUCUCAACGAGUCUCUCAAGGGCAUGGUUAACCUGGACAAGGUUGUGGUUGUCACCGGUUUCUCUGAGGUGGGUCCUUGGGGUAACUCUCGCACCCGCUGGGAGAUGGAGUCCAAGGGCAAGUUCUCCCUGGAGGGCUGCGUCGAGAUGGCCUGGAUCAUGGGUCUAAUCAAGCACCACAACGGUCCCCUCAAGGGCAAGGCCUACUCCGGCUGGGUUGAUGCCAAGACUGGCGAUCCUGUCGACGAUAAGGAUGUCAAGCCCAAAUAUGAGAAGCACAUCCUGGAACACACUGGUAUUCGUCUCAUCGAGCCCGAGCUCUUCAAGGGUUAUGACCCCAAGAAGAAGCAGCUUCUCCAGGAGAUCGUCAUCCAGGAGGACCUCGAGCCCUUCGAGUCUUCCAAGGAGACUGCCGAGGAAUUCAAGCGUGAGCACGGAGACAAGGUCGAGAUCUUCGAGAUCCCCGAGUCUGGCGAGUAUACCGUUCGCCUUCGCAAGGGCGCCACUAUGCUCAUCCCCAAGGCGCUUCAAUUCGAUCGCCUUGUCGCUGGUCAGGUCCCCACUGGCUGGGACGCUAGCCGCUAUGGUAUCCCCGAUGAUAUCAUCGAGCAGGUCGAUCCUGUCACUCUCUUUGUUUUGGUCUGCACUGCUGAGGCUAUGCUAUCCGCUGGUAUCACCGACCCCUACGAGUUCUACAAGUAUGUCCACCUUUCCGAGGUUGGUAACUGUAUAGGUUCCGGUAUUGGUGGUACCCACGCUCUGCGUGGCAUGUACAAGGACCGCUUCUUAGAUAAGCCCCUGCAGAAGGAUAUCUUGCAGGAGUCUUUCAUCAACACCAUGAGUGCUUGGGUCAACAUGUUGCUCCUUUCUUCCACUGGUCCUAUCAAGACCCCCGUCGGUGCUUGUGCCACAGCUGUCGAGUCUGUUGACAUCGGUUACGAGACCAUUGUCGAGGGCAAGGCCCGUGUUUGCUUUGUCGGUGGUUUCGAUGACUUCCAGGAGGAGGGCUCUUACGAGUUCGCCAACAUGAAGGCCACCAGCAAUGCUGAAGAUGAGUUCGCCCACGGUCGUACCCCUCAGGAGAUGUCUCGCCCCACUACUACCACCCGUGCUGGCUUCAUGGAGUCCCAGGGUUGCGGUAUGCAACUGAUCAUGACUGCUCAGCUUGCUCUCGACAUGGGUGUCCCCAUCCACGGUAUCAUUGCCCUGACCACCACCGCCACUGACAAGAUCGGACGCUCCGUUCCUGCUCCCGGCCAAGGUGUCCUGACCACCGCCCGUGAGAAUCCCGGCAAGUUCCCAUCCCCUCUUCUGGAUAUCAAGUACCGCCGCCGUCAAUUGGAUCUUCGUAAGAAGCAGAUCAAAGAGUGGCAAGAAUCCGAACUGCUCUACCUCCAGGAGGAGGCCGACGCCAUGAAGGCUCAGAGCGAUGAGACCUUCAACGAGGCCGAGUACUUGCAGGAGCGUGCUCAACACAUCGAGCGUGAGGCCAUCCGCCAGGAGAAAGAUGCUCAGUAUAGCCUGGGCAACAACUUCUGGAAGCAGGACUCUCGCAUUGCUCCCCUCCGUGGUGCUCUGGCCACUUGGGGUCUUACUGUCGAUGACAUCGAUGUUGCUUCUUUCCACGGUACCUCGACUGUCGCCAACGACAAGAACGAGUCCGAUGUCAUUUGCCAGCAGAUGAAGCACCUUGGACGUACCAAGGGUAACGCAUUGAUGGGAAUUUUCCAGAAGUACCUCACUGGUCACCCCAAGGGUGCUGCCGGUGCUUGGAUGUUCAACGGCUGCUUGCAGGUCUUGGACAGUGGUCUCGUUCCAGGCAACCGUAACGCCGACAACGUUGACAAGGUUAUGGAGAAGUUCGACUACAUCGUCUACCCCAGCCGCAGCAUCCAGACCGAUGGUGUCAAGGCAUUCUCCGUCACGUCCUUCGGUUUCGGUCAGAAGGGUGCUCAGGUCAUUGGUAUCCACCCCAAGUACCUGUACGCCACUCUUGACCAGGCUCAAUACCAGGCCUACAAAACCAAGGUCGAAGCUCGCCAGAAGAAGGCCUACCGUUACUUCCACAACGGCCUGAUCAACAACAGCAUCUUCGUUGCCAAGAACAAGGCUCCUUACGAGGAUGACCUCCAGAGCAAGAUCUUCCUGAACCCCGACUACCGUGUGGCUCUCGACAAGAAGACCUCUGAGCUCAAGUACUCCUCCGCUUCCCCCGAAACUAAGAAGUCCGAGGCCACUCGUCAGACCGUUGAGUCCCUCGCCAAGGCCAACGCCGCCGAGAACUCCAAAAUCGGUGUUGACGUCGAGCACAUCGAUUCCGUCAACAUUGAGAACGAGACUUUUGUCGAGCGCAACUUCACUCAGAGUGAACAGGACUACUGUCGCAAGGCUCCCUCCCCCCAGUCCUCGUUCGCAGGCCGAUGGAGCGCCAAGGAGGCUGUCUUCAAGUCUCUCGGCGUCAGCAGCAAGGGUGCCGGUGCCGCUUUGAAGGAUAUUGAAAUUGGAGUUGAUGCCAACGGCGCUCCCACUGUAAAACUCCAUGGUGCGGCCGCUACCGCCGCUAAAGAUGCCGGCGUCAAGCAGGUCAGCGUCAGCAUCAGCCACAGCGACUCGCAAGCUGUUGCCGUUGCUGUGUCGCAGUUCUAA
Molecule: messenger RNA, 5544 nt
Organism: Penicillium soppii
Lineage: Eukaryota; Fungi; Ascomycota; Eurotiomycetes; Eurotiales; Aspergillaceae
Product: trifunctional fatty acid synthase subunit FAS2
Exons: 4
Coding region: 1-5544 (1847 amino acids)
Biological process (GO): long-chain fatty acid biosynthetic process
Cellular component (GO): fatty acid synthase complex
Molecular function (GO): magnesium ion binding; 3-oxoacyl-[acyl-carrier-protein] synthase activity; 3-oxoacyl-[acyl-carrier-protein] reductase (NADPH) activity
Source: RefSeq, a predicted model, not a curated record